AUGAAACAGAAAAUCCUCAUAUUAGGAAUUAUUAUUGUAACCCAAAUUUACUGCCAUGGCAGUAAUCCUGUAUACAGCACUGCAGAGAAUCCAAUAAUCCCUGUGGAAAUUACCGAGUCUAAAAAAAAAAAGAAUGUGCUUAUAGAUAACCUUAAUUAUAUCACAGGAUUACUAUAUAAGGCAAGUAUUUUUUUAAAAAAUACCGUUAUUUCUGGAUUACUCAAAAAUUCAAAAAUUAAAAGUACGGUCGUAUCAGAAGACUUCCCUGAGUACAGUGAUUUUGAUGAUCAUUUCAUUGACUCAUCCACUAAGCAAAUAAAUAAUUCAAAAUCAGAAAUUACCAAAUGUGGAAAUUCCACUUAUUCUAACCCUAAAAAAUCAAAAUUAUACGUUAUAAACCAGAUUAGGCCAUCUUUCAUACCAGAACAUGGUGAUAUCGCAGAAGUAAUUUUUAACAAAUCGGAUAUUCCAGAAAAAAAGUCAGAAAUUGAAAACGGUUUUUUAAAAUUUUUUCAGUCACACACCGGUCAAAUACCUGACACAAAAGGGUUCAUUAAGAACGGGAUAAAGAAUGCCAAGAAGAACCUUUUAUUACAGGCAAAAUUAGCACGGGCGUAUACGUCAGCAGCUGCCAAUAAGACCAUGGACGUAUUUGAUAAUACUGUACGGUCAUCCCAUUUACUAGCUGACUUAGUCAGGAAGGGGUUAGUCACACCCAAUUCUGCUGCUAAGGAACUGACUAAUUCAGUAAGGGACUUGUCCUCUGACUUCUUAGACAGGAGCACUCGCAGCAUGAAAGGUGCUGCUAAUUAUUUAUUACAUGCAGCUGUUGGUUCUGUAGACGGGAUAGUUAAUGGACUGAAAUAUUCACCAUCUGCUGUUAAUGGGUUAAUGAGCUCAUACAAAAGUAUCCUUAAUAACCCUAAAUUCAACUUAUCUGAGCAUAUCCCGUCACUAGCCGUCUCAUUAGAGAUGGACAUGAGGAAGUUGACUGAAUUUAUACACCCACCUGACAUGAAUAAAUUAGGCUCAUUAUGGGAGAGUGUGGAGAAGUCGGUUGAUUCCUUAAAGGGUCAGUGGACUGACAUAAAUUCAUCCCUGUUCAACCAUCAGACAGAGCACUUUAAGGACCGGUUUAUGUCACUGACUGAGGAUAUAGCCAAGACAUUAGAUACACUCUCAGUACGGUUAGGGAAGAGUUUAGAAUUAGUUGUACCUGGGAUAGAUGCACUCAGGUACAGGUUUAAGUGUAUUUUAGAUGAGAUUAAAAAAAAGAAUGAUCUUACCAUAUCGGGUAAUUUGAACCUGAAAGAAUUAUUAGAUUACAGUAUGGGGUUAUUCUCACAGUUAAAGGAUAUUGAUUUAGCCUUACUUGGGUUAUCUUCUGAUGGUUUCUGUGGUAGCAUUAAGAAGAAUAUUUCUGAUAGCAGGGAGAAUCCAUUAAAUGUACUUCCAGGGUACAAUUCUGUUGGUAAGCGGGUAUUUAACAAGUUAAGUGACCUACGGGGUAUUAGAUGAUUUAUUACUGUAUGUGUAAUAAGUAAUAUAUAGUACGCA
Messenger RNA from Nematocida parisii ERTm1, 1557 nucleotides. RefSeq lists its product as uncharacterized. Bases 1 to 1518 code for a protein of 505 amino acids. Lineage: Eukaryota; Fungi; Microsporidia. The transcript has a single exon. The record is from RefSeq and is a predicted model, not a curated record.